Molecule: messenger RNA, 1476 nt
Organism: Tremella mesenterica DSM 1558
Lineage: Eukaryota; Fungi; Basidiomycota; Tremellomycetes; Tremellales; Tremellaceae
Exons: 1
Coding region: 1-1476 (491 amino acids)
Source: RefSeq, a predicted model, not a curated record
AUGUCGGGGACGGGAGCACAGGCAAUUGUCACCCCCAACGAUACGAAUGCCCCACCUCCUGCCGAUUCUCCUUCUCCACCUUCCUAUGAUCCAUCAGGGUCAUUUUAUCCGAGUCUCCGUGAGGCACUCGACUUUUUUCGACAGACUUGUGAGAACGGUGGUAUAUCUACCGGAGAAGCGGCCACUGUCGCCUCGACCAAUGACUCGUCAAGCACAGAAACUUUGGAAUUACCACUGUACGUGGCACGAAUAGACGAAGAUGACGAAUAUUCAAGCUCGAGCUCAAAACCUCCAUUGGGGGACCCAGUUAGGGACGAGGACACUAGGACUCGUUGGUUACUCGAGCUGAGCCGGAAUCCUCUCCGUAUCCAAAAAUAUAGCUCUGAACUUGAUCGUCUUGAAUUCGCCCUUCGGACCUGCUUCCAAGUCGUUCAAGAGGUGGAGAAUUUGUUCUAUACCGCUCGAAUCAUUGGCGACAUAUUAACGGAGUAUGCUAAACUCAAGACUGGGUAUACCGGUCUGGGCCAGGAUGGUCUCAGAGACGCGUCAGAAUGUCCGAGCCACGAACAUAUGGAUCGUGAUAAUAUACUUUAUGCCCUGCGUAGUCUACUACCGGCAUCCGUGGAGGGGAGUGCUAAGCAGCAAGCUCGAGAAACAAUCAUAGGUCCGCUCAUCGAAUUGGCUAACAAGCUGAGCGAAAAUUCUGCAAGUCUACCCGUCUUUUUCCAAUGGGCAGAAUCUCAUCGGAAAUCCCUCGGUACUUCUUGGGAUCGUGUCCAUGGAGGAAGCAAAACGAACAGUCGGGCAUCCAUGUCAUAUGCUACUAAUACUCUGAGGUCACUCAGAGAACUAUGGAGCAACAAAAAUGGUGCAAGACAGUCAGAAGUUCACGUUGCAGGGAGGGAACAACUCCGAGAACUAACUGAACGACACCAAGACACAUUAUCGAGAGAGGUGUUCCGAAACCUGGAUGCACUAUGUCAACUUCAGGAAUUGUUGAGCCUCAGAGAAGCCUUCCAGUCACCAGAGCUGGCACAUGUGUUGAUGGAUCUGUCACAGGUUCCACCGGUACUUGGGACCUUUGUCAUGAAAGAUGGUAAGAGAACGUAUAAUUUUCCCUCUUACGAUCCCAAGGUGAAUUCCCAACGUUGGCCCGAAGCACUGGCCCUGGAUCAGGGGCAGCCUGAAGCAGCCAUAGUGGCCUCGCUCACUGCAGAGUUUGCAAGGACAUAUGAUCCAUGUCGGAUGCUUUUAAUGGCUGCAGCACUCUCAGAUGCAAACAGUCAAGCUUCACGUCCGCCGGUUCAUGUGCAAUCAACUUCCGGGGGAAGUUUGGGACCAUCGGGCACGGCAACUGAGUUUCGAGGGCCAUCUGACGUGUUAGGAAUUCUGAGCAGUGUCUUGGAGGGUGGAGCUAAAGGAGCGGAUAUUUUGAUCCAAUAUCAGCGGUCAAUUUCUUCUGUUCAAUCUGUAUAA